Anolis sagrei ordinatus is the source of this 1743-nucleotide messenger RNA. RefSeq names its product carbonic anhydrase 2-like. Lineage: Eukaryota; Metazoa; Chordata; Lepidosauria; Squamata; Anolidae. Gene Ontology annotation, biological process: regulation of intracellular pH; carbon dioxide transport. The record is from RefSeq and is a predicted model, not a curated record. Gene Ontology annotation, molecular function: carbonate dehydratase activity; zinc ion binding. Gene Ontology annotation, cellular component: plasma membrane; apical part of cell.
GCAUGGAGUUGGCCGGAGAGGAUAAAAACCCCUGAGCAGGACUGGAGCCCACACUACUGUCAAGCAGCCCAGCCGGAGCACGCACCUCUCCCAAGACUACCACUGCAGCAGCAGCAGCAGCUUACCUGAGCCAAGGCUUCCUUCACCAUGUCCUGGGGAUACGGCAAGGACAACGGACCUGCUCACUGGCAUGAGAACUGUCCCAUUGCCAAUGGAGAACGGCAAUCUCCGAUCGACAUCCAGCAUAAGUCAUGCAAAUACGACGCAUCGCUGAAGUCCCUCAACCUUAGUUAUGACCCAUCUGCAGUCAAAAGCAUUGUCAACAAUGGACACUCCUUCAAUGUGGAGUUUGAUGAUUCUGGUGACAAAUGUGUGCUGAAAGGUGGCCCAGUUGAGGGAACCUACAAGCUGAUUCAGUUCCACAUUCAUUGGGGAUCCUGUGAAGGCCAAGGCUCUGAACACACUGUUGAUGGGGUGAAAUAUGAUGCAGAGCUUCACCUGGUUCACUGGAACACAAAAUAUGGUAGCUUUGGUGAAGCUGUGAAACAUCCAGAUGGACUGGCAGUUGUGGGUGUGUUUCUGAAGGUUGGGAGUGCCUGUCCUGGAAUACAGAAAGUUGUCGAUGCACUGGACUCCAUCAAACACAAGGGCAAACGGGCUGCCUUCACAAACUAUGAUCCCACUGGUCUGCUUCCUUCCUCUCGGGAUUACUGGACCUAUCUGGGUUCACUGACCACUCCUCCUUUGCUUGAAUGCGUCACCUGGAUUGUUAUGAAGGAGCCUGUAACUGUCAGCAAGGAACAGAUGGAAAAACUCCGUUGUCUUUGCUUCAAUGAUGAGAAUGAGUCACACUGUGCCAUGGUUGACAACUGGCGCCCAUGCCAGCCCCUGAAGGGCAGAGAUGUUAGGGCCUCCUUCCAAUAAGCGCUGUCCAUUAAACAUUGCUGUGUUCUGGAGGGUUUGGGUUUGUUUUUUCUAAGCUAAGCACAAAUCAGACUAAUGCCAUACAUGCACUGGUGACAGCUAUUUGCUUUUCCUAGUGUUCUCUCUUCUUCCUGUCCUAUUCCGAAUUUCUAAGUAAUGAAAUGCAAAAAGGCCAUAAAUCAGGAAGAAGGCCAUUAUAUUGCAGUGUGGGUGGGUGUGCAUUGUGCUUGCCAGGGGAAAAAGGAAGGGGAGCAGAGGCACAGAGUGAUGCUUGAUAAGAAUUGCUGUGAUUUUGGUGCUGAUGCUGUAAUAGGAUAUCAUUCUUUGACAGCCUGUCAAGGGAUGGAAUGAUAGGAAACUGAUAAAGAAGCCAUUUUUAAAAAAACAAAAAAGUAACCUCAUAGAAACAUACGAUGCUGUGUAAACUCAAUAACUUGAAUCUUUCAUGGAAGCACAGGAAUGCAAUCUAAUGUGGACAUUUUGUUUCUGAUUUAAGGUAAUACCUUUUAUAAAAAAUAGGCAUUAAAAUGCAACAUUAGUAUUGAAGAUCAAAUGUCUUAGCUUUUAAAAAGUUUGAAGUGUAAAUAUUCUACUUGUUUUACAUUUUAGCCAUAAAUCUGAACCAUGUCUUAAUGUUAGUGUUUUUUUUUCAAAUUACAAAAUGUCAGCUGACCUAAAUUAAGUACUGUUGUGUGUAAAAAUUGUUGAUACCAUAGAUAUAAUACAGAAUAUUGUACCAUUAAAAUAAUGUCAUAAUUUAAAUAAGAAAUUAAUAUUGUAUUUUAGAUACCUUCUCUAAUAAAAAAUAUAUAUAUUUAA